UGCCCAGGCCACAUUGCGUGGAGAGGGAGUUUUCCUCAUUCCCCCUCUGCUCUCUGCCCAGCUGCAUCGGUCUCCUUGUUAUACUCCAGAUCCACCAGCUCAUGGCAGGUAGGUGCCUCUGCUUCCUCAUGGCAUUUACUGCUGUUCCCACACUGAAAUCACUGCCCUGUGACACUUUGCACAGCAGAGAUGUGACCAUGUCACCCCUUUCCACAGCUGCCCCCAUGGGAUCCAGCCCCAGCCCAGGGCAGGCACUACCCUCCCCAGUGAACCCCUGUCUUUGAGCCUGUGUCCAUCCAGCUGCUGGACUUGCUGCCCUCACUUCACCCUCCCUCCCUGAACCAGCCCACUGCCAGGUGCUUCCCCCACUUCCUGCCUUGCAUCCACUCUGUAGAGACCUUGUUCCUUGGCACUUACUGCCACUGGGAUGUGGUCUGUCUCACUGGCCUGGCUCACUCAGUCUCUGAUGAACCUAUUCAGUCUUUUAUUCCACCCCUUCGGAUCAGUCUUUCUCCUCUGAAAUGUAACUGUCAGCCUGUCUGGGAUGGAGAAACCCUCUCCUCCAUGGGCUAAGGUGUGGCCUAAAGCCCCAACCCCGCUCCUCCCCUGCUACAUGCCUGCUUCCAUCCCCUGUGCCUGGGGGCAGUUGGAGGUGCCCACCCCUCUGUGCAUAGGGACUGAGCCAGGUGCCCUCCCCCACAGUGCCCUUUACUCAUUAUGGGGCCGUAUCUGCACCAGAAAACAGGUCCUUUGUUGAGGGGUGGCAGCAGGGCCUGCACUGUGCUCAUGCACUGUGCCCAGGCGGCAGGCCCUGCACAGUGCUACACUGUGCCCAUUUGAGCUAGGGUGCUGAGGAUGCAGGUUUGCCCUUGUCCACGCUUAAACUCUCUUGUCCUGUUGCAGCUGCACUGAUGCUGUUCUUAAUUCUUCCUUUCUCUGGUGUCUUGUGCUGCUCCCAGCCCAGUUCAGCGUGAUUGGACCAGACCAGACGGUCGUUGUUUCUGUGGGAGAAGUUGCUAUCCUCCCUUGCCGCCUCUCCCCCAGCAUGAGUGUUGUGAGCAUGGAGGUGCGGUGGGUCUGGUCCCAGUUCUCUCCCUACGUGCACUUGUACCAUGAUGGACAGGAUCAGUAUUUGCAGCAGCUGCCUGAAUAUCAAGCUAUGGGCUCUGCCCCCAACAUCUCUGCUGAUGGGUACCAGGAUGGAGGGAUACGGGUUGGGUGUUGGUCGGCUGGGUGGUACCCAGAGCCCAAGGCUCAAUGGAGAGAUCACCUUGGGCAGCCGUUACCAGCAACCUCUGAGAAAAUCUCCAGGGAUGCUGACGGGCUGUUUCACACCGAGAUUUCUAUUGUUAUCAUGGAGGAGUCUAACAGGAACGUGAACUGUUCUGUCAGGAACCUGCUCCUCAACCAGGAGAAAACAGCAACAGUCAACAUCUCAGGUAAACAAGGUCAGAAGGGCUAUAUAAGUUGAGGACUGGCCAGAAGGAGGGGGAAGCAACCAUGAGGAAGACUCGGCGAGAGAGAAGAGGUGGACCAUCUGAAACUUGCUCUCUCUCAAAACUCAUGAUCAAUGAGAUGCCUGCCUCCAGAGGAGGAUACUAGUAAGUAAGCUACCUGAGAUCUAACUAGAUAUAUAGCUUGCAGUAACUCAGAUGCGAGAUCAAAGGCUACCUGGACAUGCAAGUUUGCUUUAUGAGAUUUCUCCCAUAUAGCCCAACCCUGUACCCUAUUCCAACCCUACCCCUUGUAACCAAUA
This is a messenger RNA of Alligator mississippiensis (American alligator), 1756 nucleotides long. RefSeq names its product butyrophilin subfamily 2 member A1-like. Gene Ontology annotation, biological process: regulation of cytokine production; T cell receptor signaling pathway. NCBI's taxonomy places the organism in Eukaryota, Metazoa, Chordata, Crocodylia, Alligatoridae. The record is from RefSeq and is a predicted model, not a curated record. Gene Ontology annotation, molecular function: signaling receptor binding. Bases 1046 to 1471 code for a protein of 141 amino acids. Gene Ontology annotation, cellular component: external side of plasma membrane. The transcript has 3 exons.